GGUUACCUCUUACACAGUAACAGUUCCAGAACCAAUUCACUCAGUAAAAUGAUUCGUUCUUCUCAGAUGAAUAUUUAUUUCUUGUGUAUUUUUGAUGGACAUAUUUUACUAGUGGGAAUGUCAUUUUGCGUAGUUUUGUGAUUGAUGCUCUUUGUUGUCUUUCUCCAACAUGCUUUUGACACAAGUAUAGAUAAGCUGGGCUGUUGUUAUUCAUGCGAUUGACAAUUUUCGGUGUUCAUCUGUUAAUGAUAGAGGAGGGUAGGAAGUGUUACGCCCAUAAUGUGUCGUCUUGUAUAUAAUUAAGGUUAUGACCAACGUAGCCUCUCAACGUACAGGAACAAUAGUGUUUUACAUGUCAUUAAGAAUUCAGAUGUGGAAUGUGAAGUUCGGACAUACUUAGAAGCGGUAUGUCUGCAAAAUGCCUCUCCUUUAGCCCGAUGGCUCCCUGUACUAAAUUGGUUGACCGUUCGAGUAUCAGAGAGUGCUUCCUCGAGCGAAAUUGAAGUUUGUGACAUUCUAAAAUUGAGUGAUGGAGAGUUUUUCAGAGCCAGAAAUGUGAUAAUUCUAGCAUUAAGAUGUGUUGUGAGUUUGUAAUAAUGUAAGCCUGGUUCAGAACUGGGCGUUUCAUGGCUGGAGUAAAUUGGUAUGCUGCUUACACAUUACAAAAAAGCUCCUGCAUGACUAAACCAGUGCCACUCUGUAGUCUAACUAAUCUUCAGCUGCGUUUUUUGUGUCCCACGGAUCUUGAGGAGGUUCGAGCAUUAUGUCAAGAUUGGUUUCCAAUUGAUUAUCCUUAUUCAUGGUAUGAGGAUAUUACAUCAAAUCCAAGGUUUUAUUCUCUUGCAGCUGUGUACAAUGGAACUAUCAUUGGUCUUAUAGUGGCAGAGAUUAAAGCAUAUCUGAAACUUAACAAAGAGGAUCGAGGAAUUUUGUCUCAGUCUUUCAACAGCCAAACCGAAGUUGGCUAUAUUCUUAGUCUGGGAGUAAGUAAAGCACAUCGCAGAAAUGGUAUUGCUUCUUUGCUACUAGACAACCUUAUUUCGCAUCUCACUACUAAUGAACAUGUAGAUUGUAAAGCUAUAUUUUUACAUGUGCUUACAACCAAUUCUCCUGCCAUUCACUUCUAUGAGCAUCGCAACUUUAGGUUACAUUCCUUCCUGCCAUAUUACUACUCCAUAAAGGGAAAGUGCAAAGAUGGCUUCACAUAUGUGUUAUACAUAAAUGGAGGUCAUCCACCUUGGGGUGUUCAUGAUUAUGUGAAACAUUAUUGUGGAAUGCUUUUUCACAUUGAUCCCUGCUCUGUGCCUCUUUGGUUGUGGCACAAAAUGAGAGCUGCUGUUCAUUGGAUUUGGCCUGGUCUUCAUAAUGCUUCUGCAACAUUUUUCUCGUACAGCUAGCCUCGCGCACAUGAAUGUAGAUCAACUGCUUGCAAGAUCUAUUCAGAGACAUAUUUUCCAAUUUCAUAUGGUGUAUUAAAAAAUGAGAUCAAGGAAUACUAGUCAUAUUGUUUUAAAGUGAAUAAUUUUUAAUUUUAUUUUGUUAGUGUACCUUUCAGAAGUUUAUUUGUCUUAAUGUUCGCCUUAUUGUGGAGAUUUAAUAUGCCAUGAGUUACAUAUACCUGAUUUCUGCAGGAAACAUUUAUUUGAAAGAACUAGUAAAUAAUAAUAUAGAUAUCAAUGACUUUGGCUAAAAGAAUAUUUGUGAUCCAUAAAUUUUUGAAUUUACUUCUUUUGCCUUUGUAAUGUGGGAUGACCAAUAUUUAUUCAGAAUAUUUUAUUUCAGUAGUUUUUACUGCAUGCAAGAUUUUUGUAGUGCGAGUGUAUUUAGAAUUUUCUUAAAACAAAAUGGCACUUGUAAAUGUUUCUUGCCAGUGUGAUUUAGUUUUUUAUGUUUAAAUACUAUGCUGUUGAUAUUCACUUUUUGUACAAACACUGGGCUUCUGAAAGAACUGCAGUAAGAAUUCAUCUAUCAGAUGGAAGAAAACUAAUCUCUUUCUUCCUUAUGUUAUAAUUUUGAUUCCUAUUUAACUUGAGGCUACCAGCAGAGUAUUUUCAACUUUUAUCACUUUCAUUCUGUUCAGUUUCUCUGGAAAAAUGAAUUACAGUACAAUGUAUUAUUUCAAUUGUUAAAUAUUUGGUAUAGAUAUUUCCUGUUACAAUAGCUCAUAUGAGUAUAUUCUAGUUUUAGUAUACAAAAUGUUAUUAGUGUUAAUAAGCUAGUGAAAAACGUAGAAUCAUUAUUUCAAACACAAAUGUGUUCAUUAUGGGCUCUUCAUCAUGUAAUCAAAGUUAAGGGUGCAUAUAAAACAUUGGGAGGUAUUUUUACAAUACUACCUUAAUGUGUCCUACCUUUAAGAUUAUAUUGUGUUGCACUCCAAAACUCAGGGAUGUGCCUAGAUGGAUGGUGAUUAUUGAUUCAAGUGUGAUAGGGUGCAAGGGAUUGAAUUGUUAAUAUAUUAUUUGCUGCGGAAAGAGCCUUCUUUUGAGAAUACAGCUAUUUUGUAUCUUUUUAUAUUCACUGCAUGGCUCUCUGCUCCAGUGCUUUCACAAUUUCAUUGUUACUGGUACUGAAUUUACACAUCAAAUUACUGUGUAAUUUUUUCUCCAUUUCAUAAUCAAUGCAGUAAUGUUACUGCACAUGUAAAAUAAAAUUAAUAAAUGCAUAUUUGGAGAGUUGUUGUUUUGAUAGUGGUCAAUAAAUUUCAUUACUUGGGAGGAAAGUCGGAGUGAACAUUGCUAGUGUGUUGGUUUAGAAAGAUAGUAGUAAAGGUGUGCUCAAUUGUAGUGUUAAUGAAAAAUUGAGUUUUUGUGUGCAAAGAACAUUGGACACUUUUGCUGUGGGUUUUGUGAAAUGUUAGCAAAGAAACUGACAACAUGCUCUAAAUGCAUAUGUUUCAGUUUUAUUGUGAGAGAAGAGCAUCAAAUUGCAGACAAGUGAGAAAGAAUGCACUGUGGCUAUUUCAUAGUCUUAAGAGUGUCAUGAUGGGAUUCGAUUUUUUAUAAGUAUUAAGUGCAUUCUAACUUAAAUGUCAGAUUAAGUAAAUCCAAACAUUAAAUAUUUGUCACUAAAAUAAUAUAGAAUAUGAAGUGAUAUUUACUAAGGUUUCAGCAAUAUUGCUCAAAUGACAUGUCCAAAAGUACAUAAAUUUGAAUUGAUAAAUCUUUAUUCCUCCUGUGUACAUUGGUUUCCAUGAAAAGCCUAUACAAAAUGACCAUUAAAAAUGUGAAUUCUUGAAAAAUUUAUUUUUGCCAGCAGUCUUGUAUAAAUAAAAUAUGUGAAGCUAUGAGUAAAUAUUUACAUACUACUACAUUGGAACUUUUACAUUGUGUAAAAAUGGACAUUUCUUCUGGAAGUGUAUCCAGUAAUGAUACAUUCAUUUUUGGAAGUUUUCUCUCUUGCUAUGAUAUUAAAUAAACAAGAAAGAAAACUAAAAUGU
Messenger RNA from Gryllus bimaculatus (two-spotted cricket), 3436 nucleotides. Lineage: Eukaryota; Metazoa; Arthropoda; Insecta; Orthoptera; Gryllidae. The record is from the annotation of a GenBank genome assembly.